AUGAACCUGGACUUCGAUAUCUGUCUCCUCGGUGAAAGAGGCCUUGUGCAGAAGUAUGAGAUCCAGUCAUGGGCACUGCCGGAUUUCAAAGAAGCAGUGUUGAAAACACAAAGGAUCAUCGGCGAAACAGACGCAUGGCCAGCCUGUUUCGCCGAAAACCACGAUCUGCCUCGCAGUAUCCCAACAUACGUGACCAACGACCCACCACACCGCGCCAAAGCCGGCCGGCUCACGGCCUUAUUCCUUGCUACCCUCUCCGGCACCCUCUUCCUCUACCAAAGGCAGAAGAUAAGCAUGACCAAUUUCUCUCUUGGUUGGGUCCUGGAUAAGAUCUGCAAUGUUGACGCCUUGAAUUAUCGGACGAAAAUGAACAAGGAGUAUCCCACCGACACGGAAAUGCUGCGGGAGGUCAAAACUGCCAUCGCAAAAUUCGGCCGCGACAAUGCGAGGACGCCGAUGCGGUGGAGUGGGUCGAAGCUACAUGCUGGGUUUACAGCGGCCCAGGGACCGUGGGUAUCUAUGAAUGAGAACUAUAAGGAGGUUAACGUGGAAGUGGAGCUCAAGGCUGACGAGGGCGUUUCGAGGAUGUGA
This is a messenger RNA of Endocarpon pusillum Z07020, 591 nucleotides long. RefSeq lists its product as uncharacterized. The transcript has a single exon. The record is from RefSeq and is a predicted model, not a curated record. The coding region runs from base 1 to 591 and encodes 196 amino acids. NCBI's taxonomy places the organism in Eukaryota, Fungi, Ascomycota, Eurotiomycetes, Verrucariales, Verrucariaceae. Gene Ontology annotation, biological process: oligosaccharide catabolic process. Gene Ontology annotation, molecular function: alpha-amylase activity.